Molecule: messenger RNA, 2153 nt
Organism: Salarias fasciatus (jewelled blenny)
Lineage: Eukaryota; Metazoa; Chordata; Actinopteri; Blenniiformes; Blenniidae
Product: Krueppel-like factor 2
Exons: 3
Coding region: 320-1483 (387 amino acids)
Biological process (GO): regulation of transcription by RNA polymerase II
Molecular function (GO): RNA polymerase II cis-regulatory region sequence-specific DNA binding; DNA-binding transcription factor activity, RNA polymerase II-specific
Source: RefSeq, a predicted model, not a curated record
GCCUGCGGACCUGAAGCAGUGGGCUUUAUAAAGAGCUAAAUUUACCAAAUUUACGUUGUUUCCUGAGCUCUCACAAUUGGUCAGGCGGGCCCGGGCUAGAGGGUUAUAAGGUUUGGAGGACCUCCUACCCCUCUAAAAAGUUUGUUCAUGUACUCGGGGCGCAGCUUGUGGAGAGAGGCGACAGUGAGCUGAGGCGCACGGACGGACUCGGCGCGGCUGCCGCUCGACACGACGCGACUUUGACGAGAGACGGUUGUGACAUUUAAAAGAAAAAACAAAAAAACAAGCAAAAAAAAAAAAAAAAAAACAAACCAAAACGAUGGCCUUAACUGGAGUGAUGCUACCGUCUUUUUCGACAUUCUCAAACCAAAGAGAAAAAACCUGGGAAAAUAGAUGGAAAGGGGAGAUGGACAAACUGGUUUCCACCAACUGCUCCAUGCUUGAGAUGGUACAGAACCUGGACAGUCACGGCAAAAAGGACGACGAGGAUCUCAGUAAUUACUUGGAUCUGGAUUUUAUACUCUCGAACACGACCGGGUCGGACAGCGCGGCGGACUUCGUCGGCACCACCGAUCCCAGCAUGUACUCGACUGGAAACUCGGUGCCAUCGUACCCGGCAGACGACCACCGCUCCCCGCCGCCCCCAUACGGCGCCAGUCUUAUGACAGAGCUCCUGCGCUCAGAAGGAACCUGCAACUAUGGCAUUACGCGCAACCCUGGCAUUCAGGGGAGGUUUUAUGUCAACACGGCGCCUUUCCCCCGCCCGGACAACAUCAAAGUGGAGCCACCCAUGGACAGUUACGGCCCGGUCAUGGGCAUGGUGCCACAGAGCUGCAGCAAGAUCAAGCAGGAGGGCAACGUCUCGUGCAUGAUGUCCUUCGAGCAGCCGCGGGUGGCCAUCUCCCCCCGGGCUGCCAGCAGCAUGACCCCCCCGCUCAGCCCCGACGACCAGGGCGCGUCGGACUGCCAGACGCAGCUGUGCCAGCAGCCCAUGAACUUCCAGCAGAAGUAUCACGCGCCGGCGGCUUUCCAGCACCACCCUCAGGCUCACCAGAUGCAGAUGCCUUACCACGCUCCGCACCCGGGCUUCGGCAUGUAUGACGAGAGCCUCAGCCUGCAGCCGGGCGCGCAGCGCGUGAUGCUCACGCCGCCCUCGUCGCCGCUCGAGCUGCUGGAGUCCAAACCAAAGAGGGGUCGGCGCACGUGGCCGCGGAAGCGCACGGCCACGCACACCUGCACCUUCGCCGGGUGCGGGAAGACGUACACCAAGAGCUCUCACCUGAAGGCACAUCUCCGAACUCACACCGGCGAGAAGCCGUACCACUGCAGCUGGGAAGGCUGUGGAUGGAAAUUCGCCCGUUCGGACGAACUGACGCGCCAUUUCCGAAAACACACCGGACACAGGCCCUUCCAGUGCCACCUGUGCGAGCGUGCCUUCUCCAGGUCUGACCACCUGGCGCUUCACAUGAAGAGGCACAUGUGAAGGAGCCCAAACAAGGACUUGGGGGUUUCAUGGGUGGGGUUGUGUUAUUUUUAUUUCAAUUCCAUUGUAUUUUUUUUUUUUUUAUUUAAAAUGUUCUCCAACAUGACCAAAGUCUUUUUUUAUAUAAUAUUGAAAAAAAAGAAGUUUUAGUGUUAUUUUUCUUAAUAAUGUAGCUGGUACUACUUUGGUUCUAUGAAAGCUUUAGAAAAGCUUUGUUUGCUUUACAGCAGGCAGACCAAGAAGGGGCUGGCCCUGUAUAUACUACUCUUCCUUGACAGAACUGGAAUGCUGUGUUUGACACAAAAGUGCCUUUCUAUGACUGUGCUACUGUAAAACUCUUUGUGUGACAGAACUACGUGGCCAAAAAACUGUACAUGUUCUUGUUGACAGGAGUGAAAUGCACAUACAGUUGCCUAACAUGUGCAAAGACAAUGUUUUAUUUAAAACUGCCUCAGUGUCUGAACGGCCGUUUCCCAACUCUUUUGGACGCUUUCUCCCAUUUGGAACUGUUAUUUUCUCGGUGUGAAACUCUUGGAUCCAGCCCCUCUGUACACUAUCAGGGCUUGAUGUCCUGUGCAUUAUUUUUUACUUAAAUUUAUAUAAAUAAGUACAUGGAUUUUAUACUGUAAAAUGUGUAUUUAUUGUAAAUAUUAAAAAGAAUGGAACUCAA